CUCGUGUGCUUGGCCGUGGUUUCUCUGGAGUCUUUGAUUAUAUUUGUGGAUUUUUGUUGAGGACUUUUUUUCCUGUAAUUCGUUACAGUGAGUUUUCUUUCCCGCUGGCAUUUAAGGAGGCAAUUUUUGGAGAAAAUAAACUAUUCCUUUUUUGGGCUAAAUCCUGAACCUGUCUGGUGUCGUGCGAUUGGGUCCGAGGACAGAAUUCCUACAUCCUUGGAUGUACAUCCUUGGAGUGUAACGUUAACGAUGAAGGCAGGAAGUGUGUGAAGGCAGCAGCAUGUGGAGGUGGAAGUGGAAGAGGAAGGACGAGAGAGUUCCUCCGGAACAGAGGAGAGGACGAGGAGCUCAGAGCAUUCAGCCUCAAACACAUGACGAUGUGACGUCUGAGGACCAGGAUGACUCCAGGGAAGUGAUGACCUCCAGGAAUGACAGCUAUACUGUAAAAAUGUGGUUGAAGGCCACUUUGAAGAAUUUGGACUCCAGUGGGCUGAAGGAAUUCCAGUGGUACCUGAAUAAUGCAGAUCAAUCAAAGGAUGGUUUCAACCCGAUCGAACUGUGUUAUCUGGAAAAGGCGGACAGAUUGGACACAGUAAAUCUGAUGAUGCAGCGGUACUCCUCAAAGACCAGAGAGGUGGCCGAGAUGAUUUUAAAGAAGAUGAAAAGUGAUAAAGUCUCUCCAGCUGGUGCAACAGGUAUGUCAGUUGCAGUUUGUAAAAAGCAGCUGAAGUCUGAGCUGCAGAAGAAGUACCAGUGUGUUUCUGAGGGGAUUGCGAAAGCAGGAAACAAAACCCUUCUGGAGCAGAUCUACACGGAGCUCUACAUCACAGAGGGAGGGACCGGAGAGGUCAACAAAGAACAUGAAGUCAGACAGAUUGAAGCAGCUUCCAGGAAACCACACAGAGCAGAAACAACCAUCAGACAGGAAGACAUCCUUAAACUCCCACCUGGAAGAGGAGGAUCAAUCAGAACGGUGAUGACGAAGGGAGUGGCCGGCAUCGGGAAAACAGUCCUAACACAGAAGUUCAGUCUGGACUGGGCUGAAGGAAGAACCAACCAGGACAUCCAGUUCCUGCUUCCAUUCACCUUCAGAGAGCUGAAUGUGCUGAGAGAGGAGAAGUUCAGCUUGGUGGAAUUAGUUCAUCACUUCUUCUCUGAAACCAGAGGAAUCUGCAGCUUUAAAGAGUUCCAGGUCGUGUUCAUCUUUGACGGUCUGGAUGAGAGUCAACUUCCUCUGGACUUCCCCAAAUCUACAAUCGUCAAUGACCCCAGAAGGUCCACCUCAGUGGACGUGCUGCUGACAAACCUCAUCAGGGGGAACCUGCUUCCUUCUGCUCGUCUCUGGAUCACCACACGACCCGCAGCAGCCAAUCAGAUCCCUCCUGAGUGUGUUGACAUGGUGACAGAAGUCAGAGGGUUCACUGACUCACAGAAGGAGGAAUACUUCAGGAAGAGGUUCAGAGAUGAGGAGCAGACCAGCAGGAUCAUCUCCCACAUCAAGACAUCACGGAGCCUCCACAUCAUGUGCCACAUCCCAGUGUUCUGCUGGAUCACUGCUACGGUCCUGGAGAACGUCCUGGAGAACGUCCUGGAAACCAGAGAGGGAGGGGAGCUGCCUAAGACCCUGACUGAGAUGUACAUCCACUUCCUGGUGGUCCAGGCCAAACUGAAGAAGGUCAAGUAUGACGGAGGAGCUGGGACGGAUCCACACUGGAGUCCAGACAGCAGGAAGAUGGUGGAGUCUCUGGGAAAACUGGCUUUUGAGCAGCUGCAGAAAGGAAACCUGAUCUUCUAUGAACCAGACCUGAGAGAGUGUGGCAUCGAUGUCAGAGAGGCUUCAGUGUACUCGGGAGUGUUCACCCAGAUCUUUAGAGAGGAGAGUGACCUGUACCAGGACCAGGUCUUCUGCUUCAUCCAUCUGAGUGUCCAGGAGUUUCUGGCUGCUCUUCAUGUCCAUCAGACCUUCAUCAGCUCUGGAGUCAACCUGCUGGAGGAACAAAGAAACACCUCCAGGUCGUUUAAAACAAGAGCAGAGACUGACCUCUAUCAGACAGCUGUGGACAAGGCCUUACAGAGUCCCAACGGACACCUGGACUUGUUCCUGCGCUUCCUCCUGGGUCUUUCAGUGGAGACCAAUCAGAUUCUCCUACGAGGUCUGUUGGAACCAAAACAAAUAAGUUCACAGAACAAUCAGAAAACAGUUGAAUACAUCAAGUGGAAGAUCAGUAAGUAUCUGUCUACAGAGAGAAGCAUCAACCUGUUCCACUGUCUGAAUGAACUGAACGAUCGGUCUCUGGUGGAGGAGGUCCAACAGUACCUGAGGUCUGGACGUCUCUCCAGAAAUUAUCUGUCUCCUGCUGAGUGGUCGGCUCUGGCCUUCAUCUUACUGUCAUCAGAAGAAGAUCUGGAGGUGUUUGACCUGAAGAAGUUCUCAGCUUCAGAGUGGGCUCUACGGAGGCUGCUGCCGGUGGUCAAAGCCUCCAAGAAAGCUGUGUUGAGUGGCUGUAACCUCUCAGAGGACAUCUGUCCACGUCUGUCCUCAGUUCUCAGCUCUCAGUCCUCCAGUGUGACAGAACUGGACCUGAGGAACAACGACCUGUAUGAUUAUGGACUGAAGCAGCUGUGUCCUGGACUGGAGAGUCCACACUGUCACCUGGAGUCUCUCAGACUGAGUGGCUGUAACCUCUCAGGGAACAUCUGUGCAGAUCUGUCCUCAGUUCUCAGCUCUCAGUCCUCCAGUCUGACAGAACUGGACCUGAGCAACAACCCCCUGCAGGAUUCUGGACUGGAGCAGCUUUGUCCUGGACUGGAGAGUCCACACUGUCACCUGGAGUCUCUCAGACUGAGUGGCUGUUACCUCUCAGGGAACAUCUGUCCACUUCUGUCCUCAGUUCUCAGAUCUCAGUCCUCCAGUCUGACAGAACUGGACCUGAGCUACAACGACCUGCAGGAUUCUGGACUGAAGCAGCUGUGUCCUGGACUGGAGAGUCCACACUGUCACCUGGAGUCUCUCAGGUUGAGUUUCUGUGACCUCUCAGGGAACAUCUGUCCACUUCUGUCCUCAGUUCUCAGCUCUCAGUCAUCCAGUCUGACAGAACUGGACCUGAGCAACAACGACCUGCAGGAUUCUGGACUGGAGCAGCUGUGUCCUGGACUGGAGAGUCCACACUGUCACCUGGAGUCUCUCAGGCUGUCAGGCUGUCUGAUCUCAGAGGAAGGAAGUUCUUCUCUGGUCUCAGCUCUGACCUCCAACCCCUCCCACCUGAGAGAGCUGGACCUGAGCUACAACCAUCCAGGGGAGUCAGCAGGGAAGCUUCUGUCUAGACUGGAGGAUCCCCGCUGGAGACUGGACACUCUCAGGGUGGAGCCUGCUGGACAACGAUGGUUGACACCAGGUCUGAGGAAGUAUUCCUGUCAACUCACCGUCGACACAAACACAGUCCACAAACGCAUCAAACUGUCUGACAACAACAGGAAGAUGAUGUUGGUGGAGGAGGAUCAGUCAUAUCCUGAUCAUCCAGACAGGUUUUAUGGUAAACCACAGCUGCUGUGUAGAGAAGUUCUGACGGGUCGCUGUUACUGGGAGGUCCAGUGGAGAGGACAUGUUUCUGUAUCAGUGACUUACAGAAAAACCAGCAGGAAAGGAAACUCUGAUGACUGUGAGUUUGGAUGGAACAAUCAUUCCUGGAGUCUGGAUUGUUUUCCAGGUGGUGAGUACCGUGUCCUUCACUAUAACGGAGAAACAUCCACCUCCUCAUCUCCAUCUCCAGCCUCUGACAGACUAGCAGUGUACGUGGACGUUCCUGCUGGAACUCUGUCCUUCUAUGAAGUCGUCUCUGACAGACUGAUCCACAUCCACACCUUCAACACCACCUUCACUGAACCAAUCUAUGCUGGAUUUGGACUCUUGUCCAGGUUCAGUUCUGGUUCCUCAGUGUCUCUGUGUCCAUCUGUUCCUGUUCUGGUGUUGAGGGAGUGGAACCAGCAGGUCAUAAAGAAGCUGAGGGAGUGGAACCAGCAGGUCAUGGAGAAGGUCAUGAUGCUUUCCAGGAAGGCGAGGUUGUCAAAGAUGGUGCCCAGGUAUUUGUACUCGACGACUGUCUCCACUGGCUUCCCGUGGAUGGUCGUGGUGACUGCAGCAGCCAGAUCCCUCUGUCUGCUGGAGAAGGUCACCACCAUCUCUUUGGUCUUGCUGGGGUUCUCUGGUCCUCCUGAGGGCACUCACCACGUCCACAGUCCUGAAGGUUCUCUGGUCCUCCUGAGGGCACUCACCACGUCCACAGUCCUGAAGGUGAUCGGAGCAGUUUUUAAGCUGCCAGCAGCCCCAUUUCAGGGCAAAAGCACCGCAGAUGAUUCACGUUUAACGGACUUACAGCUGGAACUGAAGGACGAAGGAGCCGACGGUUCGACACGUCCAGAUGUUGGAGCUGAGUCGGUGAAUGAGAGCAGCAGUUCAGCUGAAGACCAGCAGAACAGUUGGAGACACAACUACAUUUUCUUCCAUCACAGUGAAAUAACCUGGUUGUUGUUCUUUUCUUCCGUCUGCAGACUGAGUGUCUGUAACCUCUCAGGGAACAUCUGUCCACUUCUGUCCUCAGUUCUCAGCUCUCAGUCCUCCAGUGUGACAGAACUGGACCUGAGCAACAACGACCUGCAGGAUUCUGGACUGGAGCAGCUGUGUCCUGGACUGGAGAGUCCACACUGUCACCUGGAGUCUCUCAGGUUGAGUCUCUGUAAUCUCUCAGAGGACAUCUGUCCACUUCUGUCCUCAGUUCUCAGCUCUCAGUCCUCCAGUCUGACAGAACUGGACCUGAGCAACAACGACCUGCAGGAUUCUGGACUGGAGCAGCUGUGUCCUGGACUGGAGAGUCCACACUGUAAACUGGAGUCUCUCAGGCUGUCAGGCUGUCUGAUCUCAGAGGAAGGAAGUUCUUCUCUGGUCUCAGCUCUGACCUCCAACCCCUCCCACCUGAGAGAGCUGGACCUGAGCUACAACCAUCCAGGAGAGUCAGCAGGGAAGCUUCAGUCUAGACUGGAGGAUCCCCGCUGGAGACUGGACACUCUCAGGGUGGAGCCUGCUGGACAACGAUGGUUGAAACCAGGUCUGAGGAAGUAUUCCUGUCAACUCACCAUCGACACAAACACAGUCCACAACUACAUCAAACUGUCUGAUGACAACAGGAAGAUGACGUUUGGGGAGGAGUAUCAGUCAUAUCCUGAUCAUCCAGACAGGUUUGAUGGUGAUGAUCAGCAGCUGCUGUGUAGAGAAGUUCUGACGGGUCGCUGUUACUGGGAGGUCCAGUGGAGCGGACAUGUUUCUGUAUCAGUGAGUUACAGAAGAAUCAGCAGGAGAGGAGACUCUGUUGACUGUAGGUUUGGAGAAAACGAUCAUUCCUGGAGUCUGGACUGUUAUCCAGGUUAUCAGUACCAUUUCCUUCACAAUAACAGAGUUACAUCCGUCACCUCCUCAUCUCCACGUCCAUACGCUGGCAGAGCAGCAGUGUACGUGGACGUUCCUGCUGGAACUCUGUCCUUCUACGAAGUCGUCUCUGACAGACUGAUCCACAUCCACACCUUCAACACCAGCUUCACUGAACCUCUCUAUGCUGGAUUUGGAAUCUGGUUAAUUUCUGGUUCCUCAGUGUCUCUGUGUCCAGUUUAGUCUCCAGAGUCUCCUGUCAGAGAAACUGUCUCUGUUGGAUCCUGGACUUGGACUCUGGUUCUGGUUCCUCAGUGUCUCCAUGAUGAUGAUGAUGAAGAUGAUGAUGGUGAUGAUGAUGAUGAUGAUGAUGAUGAUGAUGAUGAUGAUGAUGAUGAUGAUGAUGAUGAUGAUGACGAUGGUGAUGAUGAUCAUCAUCACCAUUUAUCUUUAGUUUUUUGGUUUAUUGUAAUUUUAUUUGAUCUUUUUUCACAUUUAAACAUUAAAUAAUUUACUGGAUUGUUGAUAUUUGAUCAUAAAUUAGAUUUUUAUCUCAUUAUUCUUGUUUUAUUCUUGAUUCUGUCUCUAAAUGUUUUCAUGUUUGACUUCACGUUUAAAUUCUUAAAGUCUUGUUUCUUCCCUGAAAUGAAGUUUGAGCUUCAAAUCUAAACAUUUCCAUUUUACAAUUAACUUUUCCAGUUUGUAUAAUAUUUGAUUGAUUUAUCUGAUUGUUUUAAUUUGAUUCCUUCAGUUUUCAAAUUUGUUGAUGUUAAAAUGAAGUGAGAAGAGGGAAAUAUUCAUGUAACAUCCAACAUGUAAAAACAUCAGCAACAUGUGUAAAAGUAUUCAAGUACUCUUGAAAUAAAC
This is a messenger RNA of Cololabis saira (Pacific saury), 6286 nucleotides long. Its product is annotated as NACHT, LRR and PYD domains-containing protein 3-like. Gene Ontology annotation, molecular function: protein binding. The coding region runs from base 281 to 5662 and encodes 1793 amino acids. The transcript is spliced from 22 exons. The record is from RefSeq and is a predicted model, not a curated record. NCBI's taxonomy places the organism in Eukaryota, Metazoa, Chordata, Actinopteri, Beloniformes, Belonidae.